AUGGACACCUCAGUCACCACUUGGUUCCUGGUUCUGAGCUCAGCUCUGUUCCCGGGAGGAACUGGUGCCACACCCUCCAUCCAAUCCAGGAUCAUAGGGGGCUGGGAAUGUGAGAGGCACUCCCAACCCUGGCAAGUAGCUGUAUGCCAUAACAACACAUUCAAGUGUGGCGGUGCCCUGAUACACCCCCAGUGGGUGCUCACGGCCACCCAUUGCAUCAGCAAUAAUUACCAGCUCUUUCUGGGUCGCCAUAGUCUUUCUAGGCCAGAACACUCAGGUCAGCGUAACUACGUCAGCCAGAGUUUCCCACACCCAAAUUUCAACAUGAGCCUUCGAAACAAACAGUUUCCAGGGGCGGACUACAGCCAUGACCUGAUGCUACUCCGCCUGGCAUGGCCUGUCCUGAUCACAGACACUGUUAAGGUUGUGGACCUACCCACCAAGGACCCCAAGAUGGGAAGUUCCUGCUUCACCUCUGGCUGGGGCAAAGUCCUUCCAGCUGAAAUUCUGGACAGUCUUCAGUGCGUGGACCUAAACAUCCUACCUAAUGACAACUGUGGUAACACCUACUUACAGAAAGUGACAAAGUUUAUGCUGUGUACCGGGCACCUAAAAGGUGGUAAAGCUACCUGCCAGGGUGACUCUGGGAGCCCAUUGGUCUGUAAUGGUGUGCUUCAAGGAAUAGCAUCAUGGGGUGCUGGUUCAUGUUCCCCCCAUAAGUUCCCUAGUGUCUUCGCCAGACUGACAUUGUAUUUGGACUGGAUCAGGAACACCAUGGUGUCCAACUCUUGA
Messenger RNA from Nannospalax galili (Upper Galilee mountains blind mole rat), 792 nucleotides. RefSeq names its product kallikrein-1-like. The transcript is spliced from 5 exons. Gene Ontology annotation, biological process: proteolysis. NCBI's taxonomy places the organism in Eukaryota, Metazoa, Chordata, Mammalia, Rodentia, Spalacidae. The coding region runs from base 1 to 792 and encodes 263 amino acids. The record is from RefSeq and is a predicted model, not a curated record. Gene Ontology annotation, molecular function: serine-type endopeptidase activity.